UUGGUUAAUAACAACCGUUUAUUUUCCCAUCUUAUUCUCUCUCUCUCUCCCCGGCCAAGAGAGAGGGUCCAGUCGUGGUUUUCUUCUCCACACUUCCGCCUCUCUCAUUCUCCAACUUGACACUCUGCGCAAAACCCAAUAAUGUUCGUAACAAGAUCCCAUCUUUCCCACGUGGAUGCGAUAAAAAAUUCCAAAGUUGCUCCACUUGUUGUUUGUCUUCGUCUUCCACACCAUUUCACGUGAUGCGCUACUCCAUUAUCCCUCUGGCUGCUUCAGCUGCCAUUCUUCCCUCUUCAAGCCCAGGUAAAGCUGGAUUUUUGUCUGGAUUUUCUGGAAUUGAGUCAGUUCCUGGUCCUGAGUUGCCUCAAAUCGACUUCCUAAAUCGCUUCAAAGAGGAAAACCAGAAGAAGUAUGCAGAAAAUGAUGCAAGAUUUAAAGAAUCACCCCUGCUCAAGAAGCUGCUAGGGAAAUCCAAGUUGAAUAAAGAGAAUAUGGAAAAUUUCAGGGACCGACUGGAGAUUGAAAACAAGUACUGCUUGAGUGGGGCUGAGUGGGGAGUUGGUGAUUGUUCAGCGGAGGGGAUGUCCGCCGAGAAUAGAGAGAAAUUCAUUGAAAUGCUGAAACAAAAGGCUGGAGUAAAUGAAUGAGCCAUUUCUAGUUUUUACCUCAACAAACAGAUCUUAAGUUGAGAAAGGGUGUAAUCCCAGUUUAGAAGGGCAACUGAGAACCAUGAACAAGAAGAAAAUGUUGACGAGCACAGCUUUGUUGCCAUGUUCCUGUGCUUUCAUUUGAAAAUGAUGCAGUUUGACUUGAUCCGCAUGAAAUUUUUUUUGAGACAACUCAAGCGCUAGAAAAAUAACUUAACAGUGUCUUUUAUGGUAAAAACAUUACUGUAAUACUGUAUUUAUCAUUUGGUUUAAUUUGAACUGACAUUUGGUUUGAUUCGAACUAA
Molecule: messenger RNA, 952 nt
Organism: Mangifera indica (mango)
Lineage: Eukaryota; Viridiplantae; Streptophyta; Magnoliopsida; Sapindales; Anacardiaceae
Exons: 5
Coding region: 243-647 (134 amino acids)
Source: RefSeq, a predicted model, not a curated record